CCGCAGCCACGCAUCUUUCAGUUGUUUCCGAUCGAAAUGAGGUGAUUCCACAAAUUCCCACACUUUUUCGCGAUUUUUUUCCAACGAAAUUCUAUCUUACGGAAAGAGAUUUGACCUAGUGCCAGCAACGAGCGAUUUCGGUAGAGCUGCAGCAUCCAACCGAGGCAAAAACUAUCUCGUUAGCUUUACAAUGGUAUAAUUAACUUAAGAUGAAAAUUGCAAUGGUGCACUUCCAGAGCGUUUAGGGGGAAAUUAGCCUGAUGGAAAGCGGAAUGAUGGCGCUGGGACGAGAUGGGUUAUUAUCUGAUAAGAGACGAGGAUUACACGGAUAAAAGUAAUUGCUCAAGAGCCGCCAAUCAUUUUUCUAAUCUGGGAUCGAGUAAAUAACACCUUUAACACCUAAUUCUGUCUUCUAAUCAAAAUUCGUGCGUUUAGAAUCUGUUUUACAUAAUAAUUAUAAUAAUUAGGGCACGGUUUGAUAAUCUCAGGCAAAAUUAGGAUUUGUUGCGAGAUCACUCACACAAAUAAAUGGGUCCAACUUUGACCAUAUAAUAAACUAUUCUUAUGGCUGUAAUAACUCAUCAUUAUCUUGGUUAAGGAAGGACAACAAACAUAGGAUAAGCCUCCGAAAGAACGUUAGUUAUGGGUCCAGCUUCUCGAACGAAGUUUUAUCAAAAUACUAGUCAUUUAAUUAAUUAAUCGGUUUUCAAAUUUUUCACCUAACGCAUCAAUUCUGAAGUGUGAACUGUCUAAGGACUUUAACGAUUUGCGGUGGUAAUAAAUUUUUCGCUAGGUAAAUAGACUUUGUCAGUGAAAGACGUCGUGGCCGCCAUUUUGCACACAAUGACAAAGCUUGAAAGCUCCGUUUUCUCUAUUAAAAAGUCUUGGCAUUUGAAAUAAAUAUUUCAGCGGCACGUGUGCGUUGAAAUAAAUUUCGUUUUUGAAAACCAUCCACAUAACUGUUUAUGUAAUGGCUCCAUUAUUAUUCACAAGGUUUAUAGUUGAUUAAGUUAGCAAUGUAAUUCUGUGGGACGUGUUUUACAUCAAUAUUUUAUCUAUUUUAUCUGUAUACUUGCGUAAACAAAACAUGUUUCUCCUUACCUAUAUCUUGGCGAAUAAUCGUAAUAAUUCCGGAAGCCGUCCGCUGAUCGUUUAUUUGAAGAAUCUGUGUUGUAUAGUCACUUAAAAAUAAAUAAAUCUCGGAAUGAGAACCAUGCCGAAACAUAAAAUUAAUUAUAAUUGUUUAUGGCGUUCUAAUGUUAUGUAGAUUGGUUUUAUUGCAACAUAAAAUUAGUACUUAAGCAGGAAAAAGUAUCAAAUUAUAAAAUUAUCACUCAGGAAUGACUUAUCUUUGGUAUAAAACACGUAGAACAAACCUACCGGCUAUUAUAGUAGCUAUUAUGUGCUCGUAAAAAUACAAUAAACUUUCGUUCGGCCAAAUUCAUCCUUAUGUCGAGAAGUGUUUGGAAAGUGUCAAGUUCGGCACUUUCAAUAUGCAAGGAGGUAAGACAGCAAUAAAAGUUGAUUUUAUUACGAUUUGAGUGAUCGUAAAUGUCACCUACGACCAUGGCAAAAUUAUGACACCGCCACUCCAUAAAGUGCCAGGAGCGUGCCAAUGCCGUAAAAUUUUUACUACUGGUUUGUGUAAACUGUAAUAAUCUGGCCUUUUUCCGUCCCCGCCCUCGGAACCUCAACCAUUCAGUAACGACAAGAGGAUAAGAGCAAAAGGGAUUUAUUUAAACACCCGGACGGGCUUUUUCCUAUUUUGUUAUUGACGACUCAUUGUAGUAUAUACUACCUAUUAUCAGGAUAACAUUAAAUUAUUAUUGGUUGUUAAUAAUUUUACUGUUUACUGAAUAGAAAUUUAUUACAUUAUUAUUUGUUUUUAUUUGUUUGAAGAAAAUAUUUAUACAUACCUAGAUCCUAGAUCUACUAUUGUUGGGAGAUUUUUGUAGUUAGAAUAAUUCCAGUAGAGACACUUCUAUAAUUUUUUUGAACUAAUUAAUCCGUUUGGAAUGGGGUACGAGUAUUUUUCGAUGAGAUUUGAUUUGGAUUAGGUAUGUGCACGAAGAAAAAACGGUCCAAAAUAAUUUAGUUUUAUUAGUUUGAAUGUUUUUCGGGCAGUAAAAUUUACAAAAGCACAUUCAUUCAAAUGCAAUUUAAGUUUAUUGUAUUUUGGGAACACAGAAAAGUAGGUACAUUAAGGUAGUAUAUUAAAACCCUUACUCGAAAAUGAGCAACAAUUAACUUUAGCUUUGGUUUUUAUACCGACAUGGUACAGUGUAAGAUGAAGUCAAAAAAGCGAGAAUGUUUUAAUAGGUACCUGAAGCAGUAACAAAGGGCUGAAUGCAUACCGCUCUUUAUACAGCCUAAAAACAUUUAAAAAAAUGGAGUGUUUCUUUGAUUUUAACUUGUUUAGCGGUUGGAGUCUGAUUUGUUGCCUAAAAAAUCAAGUGCGAUGAAAAGUUACAGAACAAGAUCUUAUCUACCCGUCGUCAAUAAAUCUUACUGUUUUAGUUGAAUAUUAAUAUAAAAUUACGUACUGUUUUUAGAAAUUGUGAAUUUAAUUGUUUUAACAAACCAAAUAGACAUUAAAAUUGUGAUGCAGAAUGCAAAAAAAUAAUAAAUAAAAUAAGCUUUCCUUUUUGUACUUUAACGGUGAAUAUAUUGAGGGUUUGGCAGCGGAAUCAGAGUAUUUUAAAUGUAGCGUUUACUUUUCGAUGAUUUUGUUUAUAUUGGUGGUGUGAUGGUCGUUUUAUCUUUUAUUGGCAAUUGAUGUUGCUCGUUUCGGCAAGAGUGUCGUUUUGAAAGGUUGAGCAAUUGUCCGAGAGCUGGCGCCACGCGCCUCCCCUCUUCGUCUCGUUGGGGGCCACUUGCGCAAUGCUUGAAGGCUGUGACGAAUUCAAUUGCUAUUGGUUCAUGUAUGAUCCCUUCCAUUAGAGCGUCUUCGUGUAGAAGCACGUGCUCUAGGGGUUAUUACGGCCUUCGCGACCCUUCUGGAGGAAACCUAGCCUUUGGAGAAGCCGGUCAGGCGCUAAUUAGGUGCGACCGUGUCCGAUCGGCCGACAAUACAGGUAGCUGCAAUAAUGAGCCGCGUGCUCGUCCGGAGUGGGGGGAGAGGGGAGCGAUGGGCCGGGAUGUGUGGGCCGGAGCAGACUCCGGAGCUCCAGUGGGUUCCCAUCCGCGAGCAAAGUAGCCAACGUGUGCAUUCCGGAGCGAGCUGCUGUGUGGUGUGCUCGUGCGAGCUCUUAUCACCUUAUCACUCUCGCUAAUAACAAUAAUAAUAAUCGUGUGACUGUCAUGUCCGGUUCCGGUGUCGAGUGACUUGUGCCGCCCCCAGCAUGAACUCUUACUUCGAGCAGAGCGGCUUCUACGGCAGCCACCACCACCAGAGCGGGUCGGUGGCGGGCCACCACCACGAGCAGUCGGCGGCGGCGGCGGCGGCCUACCGCUCCUUCCCGCUGUCGCUCGGCAUGUCCCCGUACGCCUCCAGCCAGCACCACCACCACCACCUGCAGGCGCGGCCCCCGCAGGACUCGCCGUACGACGCCUCGGUGGCGGCCGCCUGCAAGCUCUACUCCUCCGAGGGCCAGCAGAACUCCAACUACUCCUCCAACUCGAAGCCGGACUGCUCCAAAGGCAACGCCGACCAGAACGGAUACGCCUCGGUGGUGGCGGCGGCCGCGGUCAAGGACGUUUGGCAAAGUGCGACUUCUGGCGGUGGCGCUAAUCUCACGAACAGUUUGACGGGGCCGGUCAGGCCGGCGGCAUGCACGCCGGACUCCAGGGUUGGCUACGGGUCGGUCGGGCUCGUCGGCGGAGAUCCGGCCUCGAGUCCGGGGGCGGCCGCAGGACGGACGGGCAACUCGCUCUCGUGGAAUAACCCCUGCAGUAUCAACUCGACCUCUUCGCAGCCCGUUGGCACGCAGAUACACCAGCAGACCAACCACACGUUUUACCCCUGGAUGGCCAUUGCAGGUGAGGAGUGUAGCGUGUUUGGAAGUUUAUCGCUAGACACCCCGUUAACUGAUUCUAUGACUUUCGGAGCGAAUGGUCUCCGAAGGCGAGGCCGACAGACGUAUACCCGGUACCAGACGCUGGAGCUGGAAAAAGAGUUCCACACAAACCAUUACCUGACACGGCGGCGGCGGAUCGAAAUGGCUCACGCACUGUGUCUUACCGAACGACAGAUAAAAAUCUGGUUUCAGAAUCGUCGCAUGAAACUCAAGAAAGAGAUCCAAGCGAUCAAAGAACUCAACGAGCAAGAAAAACAAGCACAGGCUCAAAAAGCGGCGGCGGCAGCUGCAGCCGUCGCCGCACAAGUGGACCCGAAUUAGUGGAUUACUUCGGUGCUGUUGGCGGAUCAGCAUAACUCUUAAAACAAGAGUCCUGACACACGGCAUGCCUCAGGCCUUCGACCGGGAAGUUGUCGCCAACCACCGGCCUCAUCGACUAAAUCGGACCAUUGAGAACUGCUCCUACGCCAAACUGAUGGACUUGUGACAUGUGUAUACUUUAGUGGUUAGUGUAUUUAUAAUCCAAAGUAAUUGAAUGUUACAGUGACGAUAUUUUUUCGUUUUGGGAGAACUGGAGAGAUGUGCGAUCGCAACUAUAUACGUAAUUGGGUUUAUGUGCCAUAAUUCUGAGGAAACUUAACGAUAUACGUAAAUUAUAAUCCUAGUAGAUGUAAGUCUAAAUUGUAAUUAAGUGACUGAGUAUUUUUUCUAUUAGGAUGUUUCUGUACAUAAGGUUUCGGUAGUCGUGGUCAUCAAGCGCCACAAAAAUCGCAAAAUUGUUCAAAACCAGUCAUGAAAUGUUUUUGUGGUCUUGAGCCUGUUUGUCCACUCAAAACAUUGCAAUUUAUUAUGGAUCUCUAUUUUUUUGUUACUUUACAAUUAUAAAUAUAAGCAUAAUUACUGUGUAAACUGUAAGGAAAUUUUCGAAUGGCUGCUGCAGUUUAUCGAUGUUGUCGAAUAUUACGAUGCUAUUUAUGCCCAGUCACAUUGGAAAAUUGCGAAUUGUAUAUAAUACAAGACGAUUUCUUUGCUAUUUUUAUAGAGCACCGCUUGUACUAAUUUAUGAAAUUUUACUUUGUGUAACAUAAUGUACAUAUGAAAUUUUUAAAACGAACCUCUUUUAAGAAUUUAUGCCUCCUGUGCGUACGUACCUAAAAUAGUGCUUAAGGGAAAAUAUUUUAAGACGUGUUUUUUUAGUUUAAUUGUUUGAAACGAAAGUACAAGAAAUGUAUACGUAAAUGUACUAAUUAUACAGAGGAACUCUGUACCUUGCAACCAGUGUGUUUGGGCUGAGCUACAUCUUCGUAAUCCUAAAACUUUGUACAUAAGCUGUAAAAUUUCAUAGGGUAAGGAUAAAAUGUAUACUGUUCAUCUAGAGUAUUGUUUGUUUUUCUUUCUCGUUUUUAUCGACAUUUUGUUGCUUAUUUGUUGCUCAAAGAUUCCUUUUCCAUGUAAUAUACGCUCCUUACCUUCUCUGUCGUCUAUGUGUGACUGUAAUUUAUUUUAAUAAAAGUCAUGUUCUAA
Tribolium castaneum (red flour beetle) is the source of this 5540-nucleotide messenger RNA. It is a transcript of the gene Ubx, whose product is annotated as ultrabithorax. Gene Ontology annotation, biological process: anterior/posterior pattern specification; negative regulation of transcription by RNA polymerase II. Lineage: Eukaryota; Metazoa; Arthropoda; Insecta; Coleoptera; Tenebrionidae. The transcript has 6 exons. Bases 3342 to 4337 code for a protein of 331 amino acids. Gene Ontology annotation, molecular function: RNA polymerase II cis-regulatory region sequence-specific DNA binding; DNA-binding transcription factor activity, RNA polymerase II-specific. The record is from RefSeq and is a predicted model, not a curated record. Gene Ontology annotation, cellular component: nucleus.